UGGAUAUUCUGGAGGAAGUGUUCUUAUUGAUACUGGGAAACAUGGUUACAGUGCUAAGGACAUGUAUAAGUUACCUGAAUGGAGAAGAAUAAAAAAUGAUAAGAAACAUGAUCAACUAAUUAAUGAGGACAGAUUAUCAGUGUUUCGCAACAGCAAGGGAACCCUCUUGAUCUUCAUCAGAGAACUGAAUCAACAUGAUGCUGGAAGAUACAGGAUUGGGGUUUCAGGCACGAGGCCUGAAUAUAUGAAUUUAUUUGUGUUAGAGGAUAUUUGUUGUGGGAUGUCAAAGAUAUUAAUUGUGAAUCGUGGAGAUAAUGUCAUGAUUAGCUGCAACUAUUCAGAGAAACAUAAAAAUGAUCCCAAAAUCAUGUUCAAAAAAGAAAAAGCCUCAAUAGAGUUGAUUUACACCACUGAGACAUGGGGAAAUAAAAAAGGAUUGAGUUUUUCAGAAGAACGGGAAGAAAACACCUUCAGUGUGACAAUUACUGCUGUGACACCAGAUGAUGGAGGAGUUUAUUUAUGUGGAGUUUGGAUCAACAGAUACUUGUACAGUUACUCCAUUAUUAAUACUGUUCAUCUACAUAUUGUUGAUAAGCAUAAAUUGGCUACAUAUAGAGUGAGCGGCUACUCAGGAGGUGGUUUGAUGAUCAAGUGUGAACAUCCUCAAUACAAAACCAAACCAAAAUACAUCUGUAAAGAAUCAGAUGGAUGUUCAGAGAGGAAGAAUCCAGGAGUUCAGGAUGAAUGGAUGGAGAAUGGAGAUGUUUCUUUAUAUGACGACACCAGAGCAGGAGUCUUGAUGGUGUUUUUUAGAGAACUGAAAGCUGCAGAUGCUGGAACAUACAGGUGUGGAGUGAAUGUAUCUCACUAUACUGAGAGAUUCACUGAACUUCAGCUGAACGUCAAACACGAUGCAAAAUAUCCAAAGAGUGUGACUGAAUCUGUGUAUCUUGGUGAAGAAAUCAACAUCACCUGUCAGAUCCCAGAGGAACAUAAAGUUCAUUUCUGCAAAGAGGAUGAUAAUCACAUCUGCCAAAACAUCAGCUCAUCUAAAGUGACACAAAUGAAUGGUUCAUCUGAGAGAAAUGAAGAGAGAGUUUUUACAGUGAUCAUCAGUAAUGUGAGUGUGAGAGAUGCUGGAGUUUACUGGUGUGGAGCAGAAACCAGAGACACAUAUUUGACUUUCAUCUCCCUGAACACUAAAAUUCAGCUCAUCGUGAUCACUAAAGUGAGCGUGUCUAGAGUGAGCGGCUACUCAGGAGGUGGUUUGAUGAUCAAGUGUGAACAUCCUCAAUACAAAACCAAACCAAAAUACAUCUGUAAAGAAUCAGAUGGAUGUUCAGAGAGGAAGAAUCCAGGAGUUCAGGAUGAAUGGAUGGAGAAUGGAGAUGUUUCUUUAUAUGACGACACCAGAGCAGGAGUCUUGAUGGUGUUUUUUAGAGAACUGAAAGCUGCAGAUGCUGGAACAUACAGGUGUGGAGUGAAUGUAUCUCACUAUACUGAGAGAUUCACUGAACUUCAGCUGAACGUCAAACACGAUGCAAAAUAUCCAAUGGAUGUGACUAAAACUGCUUAUCUUGGUGAAGAAGUCAACAUCACCUGUCAGAUCCCAGAGGAACAUGAAGUUCAUUUCUGCAAAGAGGAUGAUAAUCACAUCUGCCAAAACAUCAGCUCAUCUAAAGUGACACAAAUGAAUGGUUCAUCUGAGAGAAAUGAAGAGAGAGUUUUUACAGUGAUCAUCAGUAAUGUGAGUGUGAGAGAUGCUGGAGUUUACUGGUGUGGAGCAGAAACCAGAGACACAUAUUUGACUUUCAUCUCCCUGAACACUAAAAUUCAGCUCAACAUCAUCAUGAGACACAAAGGAGAAUCUGUUGAGACUACAACUAGUCCAUUUAUGACAGAGAUCACAGAUUUCUCCAUGAUCAUCAUUAUGAGUGUGUGUGUGAUUCUGCUGCUGAUCAGUGGAUUCACUCUGACUGUGUGGAAAUUAAGACACGAGAGACGAGGAAGAACCUCGACAUCAGGCAAGAGAAAGAAAAAUACAAUGUCAUCACAUGCAGACAGCAGACGUGAUUCUCUCACAGAUCCUGGAUUAGCCCAAACUAACAGUCAUGAUGAUCCACCUACAAUCCCCUCUGAUGGGCUCCUGUACGCUGCUGUCAGUUUCCAGAAGCGUGAAGAGUCUCUCAGUGACGCUACAGUCAGAUUCAGCUGUUUUCUGUCCAGCUCAAAGCCACAGAAAACAGUUUGACAGUUCAGGGUCUAAGUUUAGUUUGACUGUGACGAUUAAACAGACAGUGAACAGUGAACAGACUAUGAAGAUUAUUCAGGAAACCCACAGUGAGACACAUGAGACUGAACAAACAGAAGAUGAACAUCUAUCGUGAGCAAAAGACAUCAAAGACUAAGAGCUGCUCAUUCAGCUCACUUACUGAAAAUGUUGAAUUGAAGAAAAGACUGAAAAAUGUUUAUGAUCAACAAUUUGUCCAUGUGUGAUUUGACAGUAUUACU
Molecule: messenger RNA, 2511 nt
Organism: Labeo rohita (rohu)
Lineage: Eukaryota; Metazoa; Chordata; Actinopteri; Cypriniformes; Cyprinidae
Product: polymeric immunoglobulin receptor-like
Exons: 10
Coding region: 62-2251 (729 amino acids)
Source: RefSeq, a predicted model, not a curated record